AAGUCUGGCGUUUUGUUUUUCGGAUUUUUAUGAAUUUAGGCAAUUUUGGCGUUGUUUUUGGCGUUUUGUUAAUUUUUGGCAUUUUGUCCUUAUUAUUGGAAUUUUUAUUGAUUUUUUGGCAUUUUGUCCUUAUUAUUAGAAUUUUUAUGAAUUUUAGCACUAAUUUUGGCAUUUUUAUCGAUUUUUUGGCAUUUUGUCCUUACUAUUGGAAUUUUAAUGGAUUUUGGCAUUUUAUCGCUAAUUUUGGCAUUUUAUCGAUUUUUUGGCAUUUUGUCCUUACUAUUAGAAUAAUUAUUUAUUUUCAAGUUUCCUCACCAAUUUGUGACCAAAAACAUCCUCUACUACCAUUCCUCGAAGACAAAGCAUUAUCAACGUCUACAACAACCAAUUUAAUAAUACCAACAUCCCCUCCCCCUCCCCCAUGUUCUUCUUCUGCCUCUGCCUUUUCCCCUCCUCCAACUUCCCCAAUAAAUCGAAAACGUUCAACAACAAAAAUUACAAAAAUAUCCAGCGCUACAGAAAAAGAAUUAAAUUUAGACGAAGAAUUUGGUAGUGGGGAGGAAGAUGAAGAAGAAGAAAAUAAUGAAGAGGAAGGGGAAAAUAAAUUGAAGGGGGGAGAGGGGAAGAGAUUUGCAAAACCACGUUAUUCCUAUAAUGCGUAA
Molecule: messenger RNA, 662 nt
Organism: Meloidogyne enterolobii
Lineage: Eukaryota; Metazoa; Nematoda; Chromadorea; Rhabditida; Meloidogynidae
Source: the annotation of a GenBank genome assembly